Molecule: messenger RNA, 1230 nt
Organism: Camelina sativa (false flax)
Lineage: Eukaryota; Viridiplantae; Streptophyta; Magnoliopsida; Brassicales; Brassicaceae
Source: RefSeq, a predicted model, not a curated record
UUAACACUCGCGUUCACUGUAAACUACGAUAAACCCCUUCGCUUCAUCUUCUCCAAAAACCCGUCUUAGCUCUCAAAAGCUACUUGCAGAACUCAGAGGCGAAGUGUAGAAGAAGAAGAUUAAAGAAUGCUAAGAUUUCAAUGCUCUCUUCACCUUCUUCAGCCUUCCAUGGCGAAUAACAACAACUACUCGAAUCUUUGCCCACACAAUUUGGCGCCGUUUAGUGUCACCGGCACGAUUCCGGCACCGAAGGUCCAGGAGAUACGUGCGAAUUGGUCUAGGAAGAGUGGGAAGUUACGAGUAAAUGGUAUAGAUCGAGAAAUGGAAGAAGAUGUGAUAGAAUCUGAAGAUGAUGAAGAAGAAGGAGAGGAGGAUAAACGCCUCACGACGAAGAAGAGAGGCGUUUACGGAGCGAAGAAAGAAGAUAUAAAUUACGAUAAAGACCCUGAAUUCGCUGAUAUUCUCGGAGAUUGUUUAGAUAAUCCAGAUAAAGCUCAAAAAAAGAUGGAAGAGAGAUUGAGGAAGAAGAGGAACAAAAUUAUUCACACUAAGACUGGUUCUGCAACUUCGAUGCAGGUGUCAUUUAACAAAUUUGAGUAUUCCAACUCAUACAUGUGGAUGGAGUUUUACAAUGCACCACUGGAUAAAGACAUUGCCUUGAUCACUGAUACAAUCCGUUCCUGGCAUAUCCUUGGACGACUUGGUGGAUACAACUCCAUGAAUAUGCAAUUAUCACAAGCACCACUGGAUAAGAGGCCAAACUAUGAUGCUAUCCUUGGAGCUAAUGUAGAACCCACCACAUUUUAUAACAUCGGGGAUCUUGAGGUCCAAGACAACGUUGCUCGCAUAUGGCUUGAUAUUGGAACCUCUGAGCCGUUGAUUCUUGAUAUUCUGAUAAAUGCAUUGACGCAAAUCAGCUCAGAUUAUAUCGGGAUAAAGAAACUUGUCUUUGGUGGAUCUGAGUUCGAGAGCUGGAAGGAGAAUAUGACAUCCGAGGAAUCUGGUUUCAGAGUCCACAAGAUUUAACAACAUCAUACAUUUAUAGAUAAAAAACCCUUUAGAUUCACAUCUGUUUCAGAAGAUGCAUGUUUCAACAAUGUUUUUUUCUUAGAUUACAUGAUCUAAAAGGCAAAUACAAUAUCAAAUAGGGAACACAUUGUUAUGAUCAGAUGAUGCCAAUGAUAGAAGCAUUUUUCAUCAUAAAGCCAAUGAUAGUGUUCAUAUGGAUAA